Klebsormidium nitens is the source of this 406-nucleotide messenger RNA. The record is from the annotation of a GenBank genome assembly. Lineage: Eukaryota; Viridiplantae; Streptophyta; Klebsormidiophyceae; Klebsormidiales; Klebsormidiaceae.
GGGUGUGGACGACAUUCUAGUGGCCGCCCAGGGAGCGACUGCAUUGGAAAGGAUGGAGCCAAUGGUGGCCGCCUCGACGGUGAAGGCAGAGUACAUGAGCGCAGCGCAAGCGGUGAAGAAGGCGUUAUGGUUCUGCAAGCUUAGAGGAGAUCUCGGGUUGGACCUGAGGACGGGCCAGAUCUACUGCCACAACCAUGUACGGGCAAUACGGCUUCUAAAGCACCCAAUCGCUUCACAGCGGUCGAAGCACAUUGAGGUGAGUUAUCACUUCGCACGGGAGCGUGUGGCACGCAAGGAGGUUGCGUUCGCGUACUGCAGGAUAGAGGACAUGAAGGCGGACAUCUUAACCAAGGCGUUGGCACCGGGAAAGUUCAAGAAGUGCAAGAGCGAGAUAGGAAUUGCCUAA